AUGUCUUGUAAUGAUCCUUUGCCACACUCUACCACUGAAAAUGAAGAAAACGCAUAUUCCCAAUCAGAUGACGGAGAUCUAAGUUAUUCGUCAAGCACUGGGAGUGACACAAAUACAUCUGAAAGUUCCGAUGACGAUGCAGACAUGUCUUCUUCAGAAUUGUUAGAGGCGUGGAAUGAGACGAUGAAGAAAUUAAAAUUCAUGAUGGAACUUUAUACAAAACAGAAAGAAGAGAACGCCAAAUUAGUCACACACAUAACAGAAAUGUCAAGGAUCAUUAAAGAGAUGAAGACUGAACUAUCAUCACUUUUACUUUCCAAAGAGAAAGCCGUCAACGAUUUACUCUUUGAAAAGAACUCCCACGCGCAGACGUUAAAAAAACUCGAGAUGGUCGAGAAGAAUGAAAACAUGAAGCCAUUUUCUGGGACGCUUCGCUGUAAGUGCGACAUCACCAUAUCUAACAACGAAAUAGUCAAGUUCAAUAUGUUGAAAGAUGAGAACGAGCGAGUUAAUGAAAUGCAACAGAAGAAUGAGUACUUGAUGAAACACUGUCUUGAACUUUCAGAGAAAAAUGCGAUCUUCACACACAUGCAAACACAACUUGAGAAUGACUUGAAUACCACGAAAAAGGACUAUACAACACAAAUCGAAAAAUUGCAAGAAGAUAUUAGAGAGAAAGAUGUCAAAUCAUUUGGAGUGUUGGAGAACUUUAGGGUAGUCACCGAUUCGUUUUUGGGAAACGUACUGACCUUAUGGAAGAAAGACAGCACCCUCCAAACUUUAAAAAAUGACACAAAGACACUCACAGACUUCGCUAAGUUUGUCGGAAAGAUAUACAAAAUCGACGAGAAUGCUAUUGUCGCUGUUAUAUCGGAUCAAAAGAAAAAUGCCCGUAUUAGUAUACCGCCACAAUUCAGAAGGAAAAGCUCACACAAAUUAAUGAGACAAGAUACCCCCCUCAUCACUUCGAAACCACCGACGUGGCCACAAACAAACGGACAAAGUGAAAUUAAUAUCCAAUCAAAGGUACAGACAGAAGGACAUACUAAAGUUCAAAGAGAGAAGACUGCGGCGUUUGCAAAGAACGAUAAUAAAGAGAAACUUAAACAAGAACAAAUGGUUUUUGUCAAUGAUGAAAAAUCAAAAGAGUAUUCUAAAGAGUGUUGUAAAGAAGAAGAGAAGGGUGGAAAGGCACAAAUAACAUCACAAAAGACGGUGCCACUGAAAAAAUUGCCUAAAGAGAAAAAGAGAAAUGCAACGUUCAGAAAGUCAUCAGUUCAAAAGGAGAAGAAGGAGCUGAAAUCAAUUCAAAAAUUGUUGAGUAGGUCGACUAUCAGCUUGGAUAAGGUGUGA
This is a messenger RNA of Entamoeba invadens IP1, 1353 nucleotides long. RefSeq lists its product as hypothetical. The transcript has a single exon. The record is from RefSeq and is a predicted model, not a curated record. The coding region runs from base 1 to 1353 and encodes 450 amino acids. Lineage: Eukaryota; Evosea; Mastigamoebida; Endamoebidae.